Molecule: messenger RNA, 1639 nt
Organism: Impatiens glandulifera
Lineage: Eukaryota; Viridiplantae; Streptophyta; Magnoliopsida; Ericales; Balsaminaceae
Exons: 4
Coding region: 120-1385 (421 amino acids)
Source: RefSeq, a predicted model, not a curated record
CACUCUCUCUCUCUCUCUCUCUCUCUCUCCUCUCCUUCUUCUUCCUCCGUCUGGCUCUGUAAAAAAAGCAUCUUCCCCGCCUUGUACAUCUAAACACUACUUUUCAAGCUUUUCCAAAAAUGGGUUCAAGAAUCCCUUCUCACAAGCUAAGCAGUGGUCUCUACGUCUCAGGCCGACCCGAACAGCUCAAGGAACGCCAACCAACAAUGGCGUCACGAGCAGUUCCAUACACCGGCGGCAACAUCAAGAAUUCCGGCGACUUAUGCAAAAUGUUCGACAUCUAUCAUACAGAUCAAGGUCCACCGACGCUCAAAACCUCUAGAGGUUCAUCUUCUUCUUCACAACUAAACAGUGGAUCCGUUCGAUCUGGGUUAAGUUCUGGUUCGUUAGGAGGAACUAAAUCUUCAGGUUCAGGACCUAUUCAUCCCACCGGUCUAAUUACGUCAGGUCCGAUUGGAGCGUCGGUGGGUCGUCGGUCGGGUCAUCUAGAAUCUACUGGAUCAAUUGGUAAUGGUAAGCCGGUUGUUUAUGGUUCUGCUGUGACGAAAUUGAGUGAGGUGAAGAUUAGGUUUAAGGUUUCUAAAGCUGUAAUGUGGGUUUUUGUUGUUUUGAUGGUUAUGGCCUUGGUUGUUGGUGGGUUUUUAAUGGUGGCUGUUAAGAAACCUUUAAUCUUAGUCUCGAUUGGAGCAAUUCUUGCUCUGGUUAUUAUGGUACUGAUUUGGAAUUGCAGUUUGAAGAUGAAUGGUCUUUUGAUGUUCUUGAAAAGAUACCCAGAUGCUGAACUUCGUGGCGCCAUUGAUGGUCAAUAUGUUAAGGUUACUGGGGUAGUAACGUGUGGGAGUGUUCCUCUCGAGACAUCGUUUCAGAAGGUAUCGAGGUGUGUAUAUGUUUCUACUGAAUUAUACGAGUACAAAGGAUUGUGUGGGAAUUCUGAAAAUCCUAAACAACGAUGUUUAUCGUGGGGAUGUAGACAUGCCGAGAGAUAUGUUGCUGAUUUCUACAUAUCAGACUUUCAAACUGGAUUAAGAGCGUUAGUUAAGGCAGGUUAUGGUUCUAAGGUUUCGGUACUUGUUAAACCGGCGAAUGUGGUUGAUGUGAAUAAGGGGAAUCGAGAAUUGUCGCCCACUUUUGUACAAUGGCUCGCUGAUAACAACAUCUCAACUGGUGAUCGCUUGAUGCGUCUCAAAGAAGGAUAUAUUAAAGAAGGAAGUACAGUUAGCGUGAUAGGGAUUGUCCGACGUCACGAAAAUGUUCUAAUGAUCGUCCCUCCAACCGAACCUGUUUCGACAGGCUUUCAAUGGAGCCGGUUCCUUCUCCCAACCUAUGCUGAAGGCAUGGUCUUGACGUGCGACGAAAGUCAAAGUGCAGACGUAAUUCCUGUGUAAAUAUAUAUGUAGUAUUUUUCUCUACUCACUCUUGGAACUGGAAGCGUAAAUAUUACUAUUAGAUUGUGGAAAGCACCGUUAAUGUCUCGAGCAAUUAGUUCAUAUCUCGAAAAUGGCAUGGUUAUUUUGGUUACAAAAUAAAGUGUGUAGAUGAGUAUUAAUAUUGAAUGUUUGUGAAUUUUUGCUAAAUUGUGUAUAUUGAUCCAUCCAUCUAGUGAUUUAUUGUUGCGAGGCAAUAUUAUUUAUUAUUGGAG